Molecule: messenger RNA, 2494 nt
Organism: Orbicella faveolata
Lineage: Eukaryota; Metazoa; Cnidaria; Anthozoa; Scleractinia; Merulinidae
Biological process (GO): regulation of transcription by RNA polymerase II
Cellular component (GO): nucleus
Molecular function (GO): DNA-binding transcription factor activity, RNA polymerase II-specific; RNA polymerase II cis-regulatory region sequence-specific DNA binding
Source: RefSeq, a predicted model, not a curated record
GUCCCUUGAUUUUUCUCUUCGUUGCAAAUGGGCCUGACCCCUUUUAUAUCGUUACUCACAGGUCAUAAAUUUUCAAAGGGGAAAUACUAUCUCGAUCGGAAAGGUACUGAGACCAAAAAUAACAAACAAUAAAGAUCAAAGUAAGAGAAAUUUCUCAAGAUUUCAUCUCGUGUGAGGAAACGAUUCUUCUAAGCUUUGAUAGGAAGCGAGCUUUCAGUUUAAGUGCAUUUGACUGUGUCAUGUUGUGAUGGCCAAUAAACUCGGCUACUCCUAGAAAGAAAACUCAGUCAAUUGUAAUUGUUUUGAAGGGCGAGUCUUUGACCUUUCUUACAUCGUAAUUAAAAGUUGUGAUGAGCCUCAAAAAUUUUCUCUCUUUUUCAACUCAUCGAUUCUUCACUUGCGUCCGUCUGUAGUCGGUCAUUUUUCAGCGCUGAUUGAAAAACCUUGGGGCAACUCCUUCGAGGUGUUUAUUUACAUCGUGAAACACGCACGCGGCUGAGAAAGUCAGACUGUUCGCGGUGAAACUUUUUUGGCAGGUUAUUAAUCAUGCGUCAACGGGUGAUGCCACAUAUGCAAAGGGCCUGCGCCAAAGAGACUCCAUUCGAAACGCGCGACAAAAGAUGCCGUUUGUAUCAUGUGCUGAAAUAGACGCGGGCCGCUAGUGGUUUGGCGCCGCCCUAUGGCGUUUUCUUCCGCGAGAGGACAUUAAUCAAAUCGCUUGACGGAAAUUUAUGACUCAAUUGCUCGGAGAUUUAUUGCAGGUUAUCGCAACACUUGUUCUUCGUGUUAUGUUUCAGCAAGCCCCUGGAAAACGUUUCAAUAUGGUGAAAAUAUAAAUAAAGUGCUUUAGAUUUUGAAAUCCAGAGAUUAAAGGGCUGGAAAUAGUGGCAUGCAACGCGUGCAAAAUUACAUGACUUUAUCAUCACUUAGAUGUACGCUGGUGUAUUUAGCGAGUUGAUCUGGCUUGAUAUGUGGAUGAAAGUUUCCUAACAAAUGCACUGCACCAGAGAACGCCGAGGUCAUGAACUCAGCGUGCUACUCGAAUCUGAUUGGUCGAAAUGGGUCACGUGAAGCAGUGAAAAAGUUCUUGCACUAGUCUAUUUGUCAUAACUCAUGUUGUUAAGGGUUAAGAUGUCAGGUCCAUAUAAAUCAUCUUCGACAAACAUGGCCCAUCCAUCGCUUUAUCCCAGCUCGGCAGAGAUUUAUGCCCAGCAAUACACUUCACAGCUGUCCUCACAAUUUGAGCGUCAAAUCAGUUUGACAGGGAAUUAUUUUCCCUUCUUGGACGUUACAACCCGAAGAUCGGGUAUUCAGAGUUCUAACUGCGCGCCAUCACGGCAGAGCAGUAGUGCGGGAGAUGCAAGGGCUUCCAUGUCUCAUCACACAACACCGAUUCCAGACUAUCUCCUUCAGCCAAUUUAUCCGUGGAUGAAAUCGAAGAAAGGCGGCAAGUCAGAGUUUGGAUUUGGACAGAGGCAAGCGAAGCGGCAUAGAACGAGCUACACCAACAAGCAGCUGUUAGAGUUGGAGAAAGAAUUUCAUUUCAACAAAUAUCUAUGCAGUUCUAGAAGAAGCGAGAUCGCCAAGACACUAAGUCUGUCUGAGAGGCAAGUCAAAAUCUGGUUCCAAAACCGUCGAAUGAAAUGGAAGAAAGACGACAAAGUCAACGAUUCAUCAUCAGGAAAAACUAAAGAACAUUUAAACGAUACACAAGGAUCACAACGACACUACAUGUCAUGUUCCCCUCUCUGCCAUUCUCCGCCCGUUCACCAAGCCUGCCAAGCGGACAACUUUCACUUGUAGGAAGAACCUAAAACAACAACAAGAUGACAAGGAAUCUCGCUUAAAUUCGAGGGUCAAUCAGUUCCCUGGACUCGCUGCGGUACGUUAAUUGUCGUAACCUCGUGAAUCAGAGCGUUAUUUAAUGGAAGGAACUCUUGUUAGUAAAGAUCAGUGCUUUCCGCCUUCACACAUUUGUAAUCCAGUGUUAAUCCUUCUGAAAAAGCCAAUCGACACCAAAUUUCCUUUCUCUUUGUUAAAGGUGUGAAUGUUGUUGAGAAGAGCUUUUAUACCGAGAGUUCCUGAUCUAAGACAUUUAUUUAUUGAACGUAAUUUUUGCUCGUUGCCUUCGCGCAUCGUGGAAUUUGUACAAAUAUUCAAUCUAUACCUUACAAUAAACACUUAGAUUAAAACAGCCAGUUCCCCUGUGACCGUAAAUCACUGCAAACGUAUUUUGUUUCGCUAAGACAGCUAGUGCGACUCCUUCAGCUUUUUAAAGAGAUUCUGACAGCUUAGAAAAUUGCACCUUGGUCUUCCCGCUAUCUUGUUAGUGGCAUUCUUUUAUACCACCAGCCAAGAUGGCGCGAAGUUCGCUCUUCAAGGACAUUCUGGCGUUCUGUUCUUAUAGCCUUUAGAAAAUUACUCUAUCAAUUACGUUCCACUAAGAUUUAGCGACAUGUAUUGUUGCGUUAGAAAUAAACUAUAUUUUUCAUAA